AUGAAGGCUACUUUUCAAGGAACGUCGGACAAUAGUUGCAUCGGAGAAAAAGAUCCUGGGACAGACAGGAAUUGCAAUAUCGACACGUCCAAAGUUAUGAAUGAUGAACUCAGCGGAAAUUCACGUCGAAAUAAGUCUGAGGAUCUAGUGAGGGACAACGCCGAGAAAGAAUGGGGUGAGGAGGGCCGAUGGAAUGUUCUUGAUUUCGUCGAUGCUAAAGAACUUGCCCAUGUCGGUUCUAUUCAGACGAAUAUGGACCUACAUGAAUCUCGUCUGUACGAGGUUCGCUUGCUGAGAUUUAUCAAUCCUAAUGAAGUUUACGUUGUUCCAUACAUGAAAACCAGAAAGUUGCUCGAAGAUAGACUCAGACGGUGGGUAGAUGAUGAAUCUAAGAAUUGUACGUCCCUACGCCCCACAUCAAUCAAUAACAUUUAUCUAGGACUUCCAGUGUUAGUGGUUGCACACAACCAUUGCCGGCGUGCGCUGGUUCAAGAAGUAAAUGUAGAUAGAGAAUCCGUCACCACUUGGUUCGUAGAUCAUGGGAAGAGACAAACGGAUGUGAAGCUGUCGUCCUUGUUCUUCAUGCCUCGAGCUUUUGCGAACAUUCCAGCCCAAGCCGUCGAAUGUUCUUUGGGUGCUCAACACAACGAUGGUUGCGUUACUUCGCUGAACAUGCUUGUUGAAAUGAGGAGCAUCGCGAAACACUUUGCUGAUUCAUGGAUGCAGGUGUUUAAGAGUGAAUCAAGGAACGGUGAGAAGAAAUUAGUGGACUUUUAUCUGCGUGAACGAGGUUACGACCCAUCAUCCUCUCUGCGAGUCCGUCUUCUAGUAGCAGGUCUCGCAUCAUUCCCCGACAUGACUCAGGAUGACGUCGACGCGCUGUCUGAGUUAAGCCCAUUAGGGAGUCCUGUGGCUGUCGAAAAAAAGAACAACUCAAUUGAAUUAAUGAAUACUGAACAGGAAGAAGAUAAUUCAGGAGAAAAUGAGGAUAUCGAUUGGACCCAUCAGUCGUUUAAACCUGUAUGUUCACCAAGGAAGAAUAGGAAGGAAUUAACCGUGUGGGAAACAAGUGUUGGCAAUGUCAUCAAGAGAAACCCUACUCGUGGUCGGUUUGCUCUUCCACCCACCACGUUUCAAUUGAUUCUUCACGAAAAUGAGGAUAUUAAUUGGUUCUCAAUAGACAGAAAUACAUCAGGUCUGGAAAAACCUUUAAUAAAUAACACAACCGUUCAUCUGCUUCUCAUGAGGACAUGGGAAACCAAUAUCAAGAAUUUUUUCUAUAGUCGCCUACUAGUUUUCGUUAUGCGUAGCCUCUUCAGCUUCAUUAUUCUAUCCUUACUGUUGUCGUUAUGCUCAGCGAAAGGUCUUGAAUGUGCCGUAUGCCAGCAGUUCGUCGAAGGUAUCGACAAGAAGGAGAUAGAGGAAGAUCAAAAUUUGAAAAAGAAAGCUGAGAAGGACUGUCAUCAAAUCCUUGACAUGCCAGUAAUCGAUGACUACUGCAAAAGGCUUGUCGACAAAGAAUUCGACAAAAUUACUCAAAUGAUCCUGAACGAUGAAAAGCCAGGCGUAAUAUGUAAGGAAAUUGAUAUGUGUUGA
Molecule: messenger RNA, 1596 nt
Organism: Necator americanus (New World hookworm)
Lineage: Eukaryota; Metazoa; Nematoda; Chromadorea; Rhabditida; Ancylostomatidae
Exons: 15
Coding region: 1-1596 (531 amino acids)
Source: RefSeq, a predicted model, not a curated record